AUGGAGGGUAGCCUAAAAUGCAAUGUCGAUGCAGGUUUUAAUACUAGACGGGGAACUACAAAUAGAGGUUGGUGUUUCCGUAAUUAUAUGAGGGACUUUAUCUAUGGUGGGGCUGCUUGGGAUAUUGGUUCCUACCAUAUUUUGGAAGCGGAAGCUUUGGCCCUCAAAGAAGUUAUCCUUAGUGCUAUUGACUUGCAUCUGGUGAAUGUCAUUUUCGAGUGUGAUUCUCAAGUUACGACUCAAGCCAUUCGGUCGGAUUUUAAUGGUUUUUCCGAGUUUAGUUCUAUUAUUUCAGCUAUUCGUAGUUUGUUGUUUUAUUUUCCCAACUUUGAGGUCAAGUUUGUUAAACGCCAAGCGAAUUCGGUGGCUCACGCUUUAGCUAAGGCGGCCGAUUCUUGGACUAAGCGUAGUUUCUUUAAUAUGAGUCCUCCUUGUAUUGAACAUUUGCUUGCUAAUGAUAUGAGUUGA
Molecule: messenger RNA, 468 nt
Organism: Vicia villosa (hairy vetch)
Lineage: Eukaryota; Viridiplantae; Streptophyta; Magnoliopsida; Fabales; Fabaceae
Exons: 1
Coding region: 1-468 (155 amino acids)
Molecular function (GO): RNA-DNA hybrid ribonuclease activity; nucleic acid binding
Source: RefSeq, a predicted model, not a curated record